Messenger RNA from Pelmatolapia mariae (spotted tilapia), 1118 nucleotides. It is a transcript of the gene miox, whose product is annotated as myo-inositol oxygenase. Gene Ontology annotation, cellular component: cytoplasm. Gene Ontology annotation, biological process: inositol catabolic process. The record is from RefSeq and is a predicted model, not a curated record. NCBI's taxonomy places the organism in Eukaryota, Metazoa, Chordata, Actinopteri, Cichliformes, Cichlidae. The coding region runs from base 46 to 906 and encodes 286 amino acids. The transcript is spliced from 10 exons. Gene Ontology annotation, molecular function: inositol oxygenase activity; iron ion binding.
CGACGCAUCACAACCCAACAGCUACUGUGAUUUCACCUAUCAGCCAUGAGGAUCAUCAACAUUGGUCCGGACCCGUCUCUGGCAUAUCGGCCAAAUUUGGAGACAAGUAAGGUGAAAGACAAGGAAGACUACAGAAACUUUGAGAGCGGAAGCCUAAUUGACCGUGUCUUCAACACGUACAGCCUGAUGCACACCUAUCAAACAGUGGAGUUUGUAAACCAAAAGCACACUGAAUGGAACGGUUGUAACCACACCCGGAUGGGGAUGAUGGAUGCCAUCAUGUCUCUAGACCAGCUUGUGGAUGAGUCUGAUCCCGAUGUGGACUUCCCCAACUCCUUCCAUGCUUUCCAGACUGCUGAAGGCAUCCGCCAAGAACACCCAGACAAAGAAUGGUUCCAGCUGGUUGGUCUGAUCCAUGAUGUCGGAAAGAUCAUGGCUCUCUGGGAUGAACCGCAGUGGGCUGUAGUGGGCGACACUUUCCCCGUUGGCUGCAAAUUUCAAAACUCCAUUGUGUUCAGAAACAACACCUUCCUGAAAAAUCCAGAUGACAAUAAUCCCAAAUACAACACUGAGUUUGGGAUCUAUGAACCAAACUGUGGCCUUGACAAUGUCCUCAUGUCCUGGGGCCACGAUGAGUAUCUCUACAGAGUUAUGAAGUUCAACAAGUGCCUCAUCCCAGAGGAGGGCUUAUACAUGAUUCGCUUCCAUUCCUUCUACCCCUGGCACUCCCAUGGAGAUUACAUGCAUCUGUGCAACGAUAAAGACUUGAAGAUGCUGCCCUGGGUCAAAGAGUUCAACAAAUUUGACCUGUACACAAAAACCACUGAUCUGCCUGACGUCAACAACCUGAAGGUGUACUACCAGUCUCUGAUCGACAAGUACUGUCCUGGAGUACUGCAGUGGUAAAACGGACCAAAAGGAGCGUUUAAAAAAGAAAAAUUAACAGCAACACUGUUGGAAAUCGGCUAGUAGAAUGAUUUUACUUACCUAUACUGUGACACUCUGACUAAAUGUAUAGCUUUAUGAUAACACUAUAGCUGGACUUGGUGUCUUUCUGUAUAUAGUUUAGUUUUUACUGAAUAAAUCAAUCUUAUGUUGUGCAUACUAAUCAUUGUAAU